UUAUUUUUAAUAUCAUUAAAAUGUCUUAAUUGCAGAUAAUUUACCACAAUUACAACGGACUACGACCAUUUCAAGCGCCAAAGUAAAUUUCACCUUAAAUAAUCGUUUGUAAAAUAUCUGAAUAAUUUAAUAUAAUUUUAAUGUAUUAUAGCAAUUGAUCAGUUAUAUCUGCUGUAAUUAUAAGUGUAAGCAUUUGCAGGCUGACAUCACGACUGUGCUAGCAUCAUCACAACGUAAGUCCAUAUGGCUGAGCAGGAGCAAAGGUCAAAGCGGAAAAUGGAACCAACAGAGGAUUCCAAAAAACCCGCAACGAAACUGCCACAAUAUUUUAAGGAUUUUGCCAGCCAUAGCAAUGUCUACGACAUCAAAUAUAGAAACCGGCUGGCUGUGGACACCACCAAGUACUUAAACAUCCAGUCCGACGAAUGGCGCACCAAGACGGGUAAACUGGUGCGCAAGUUCCAGAAGAGCGCUCUUGACCUUGCGUACAUUCACCACCAUCAGAAAGCAAUGUUCACUGCUAUUAUUGUGAUACUGAAGAAGCUGUUGGACGUUGCACAAGCAAUGGAAAAGUAUCACAUGGAAAGCAUUGCAACUCUUUUGGCUGCCUGUCCGCCAGACAACGAAACGAAAUUGCUGGAGAAAAAUUCGCGAACUCACAUUGGAACGACCAGUGAACUUGUGCCUACCAAUCAGCUGUCGGAGAGUGAGCUCAAGGCCAGAACCAAGGCGUACAAAUCCUUGUGGAAACAACUGACUGAGCUGUCAAACUCUGUAUCAAUGUAUAACGACAAAAUUAAGGAACACUGCCUCUCCCUGAUAAAUGGCUUUGAACAUCUCAAAUCAAAGCUAAACAUUGAGAAGAUGACCAUUGCCCAGGAAGCGUUUCUUCCCAUUGUCCAAGAAAUGUCCACUGUUAGCACUCUCAUUGCUGACCGAUACCUGACCCAGUCUGAGAACGGACGUGAUGUCAGCGCUGCUUUGAACAAACUGGAUGUUGCCAUAAACCUGGCUAAGAACGCGCUGUAUGGUGACCAUCCGGAAGUCCGUGAUGACCCGCGCGUGGAUGACAUAGGAGAAAGCGAAUCGGAGAUGAGCACCUCGGACGAUGAAUAA
Messenger RNA from Paramacrobiotus metropolitanus, 1116 nucleotides. RefSeq lists its product as uncharacterized. The record is from RefSeq and is a predicted model, not a curated record. Bases 244 to 1116 code for a protein of 290 amino acids. Lineage: Eukaryota; Metazoa; Tardigrada; Eutardigrada; Parachela; Macrobiotidae. The transcript is spliced from 6 exons.